Molecule: messenger RNA, 1626 nt
Organism: Dichomitus squalens LYAD-421 SS1
Lineage: Eukaryota; Fungi; Basidiomycota; Agaricomycetes; Polyporales; Polyporaceae
Exons: 2
Coding region: 1-1626 (541 amino acids)
Molecular function (GO): protein binding
Source: RefSeq, a predicted model, not a curated record
AUGACGACGUUGUUCUCCGACGCCGAACGCCAGCAAUUCCGCAUCGAGCCGACCCCGGACGUCGUCCAAGCCGCAGAGGACACCAUCCUCUCGCACGAGCGCGAGAUCGGAGGGCUAGAGGAGCGCAUCGCGGCCCUGCUCAAUCAAGUGCGCGAUUUGCGAUACGAGCAGGCGCGCCACCGCGCGGCGAUCGCGCGCUGCCGUGGGCUCGUCACGCUCGCGCGGCGCCUGCCCGAGGAGCUGCUCAUCAGGAUCUUCGAGCUCCUCGUCGAGGACGGCUGGACGCGCGCGCCCGUCGUCGUCUCGCACGUGUGCUCCGCGUGGCGCCGGGCGGCGGGUGCACCGAAGGUGUGGGCGCAUGUGUACGUGCGGUGCGACGACGCGAACGUGCACGAGCGGACGCGGUUCUGGCUGCGCAUGGCGCGGGGGGCGGACCUGCAUGUGACGGUCGCGGCGAGCUGGCGGAUCCCGCAGUGGCAGAUCGGGCAGCUGAUGGGGCUGCUGGUCGAGAGGAGCGGGCAGUGGCGGUCGUUGCGGGUCGAGACGGACUCGUUGAGGCAUGCGGAGCUCGUGCUCGGCCAAUGUGACCGGCCGCUGCCUGAGCUGAGGAGCGUCGCGAUCAAGACGGCGGCGAUUGACAGCGCGGACGCCGGGGUGAACGACCUCUCGAUCCUCACGGAAAGGUUUAGCGACGAGCGUGCGCCGAGGCUCGCGAGGGUCGAGUAUGCGUCGUCGGUCAUUCCAAGGUUUCCUAUUUUCCCCGCUCACAUCACCAGUCUUGCACUGGACAUCUACGAGAGCAAUCCGCACCGCCCGCUCUCAACCGCGUCCAUCAUAGAACUCCUCGAACAGCUCACGCAACUCAAGUCGCUCGCGCUCACCAUGCCGCUCGCCUACGAGGCCGCAUUCGUCCCACUGCCCGACGACGACCUCGAACGCGCGGUAUCGCUCCCCAAUCUCAAUACCCUUGUCUGCUACGGACCCACCGAUCUCAACGAACUCCUCCCGCAUAUCCACGCCCCCGCGCUCCGCCGCCUCCACAUCCGCUCGUUGGAGGACGUCGGCUACCGCCAGCAGCCCGUCGGGCCUUCGCUCCUGCUCUUCCUAGAACGCUCCGCACCUCCCUUGGAGCUCCUCGAGCUGCACGACAUCGACCUCUCCCCAGAGACGUUCGCAGCGGUCUUUGCCGCGCUGAGCGGAACGCUGCGCGAACUCCGGCUCCACGAGUCCAGUAUCUCGGACGCGACGAUCCAGCUCCUCCAUGGUCCCAGGGGCCUGUGCCCGCACCUGACGAAGAUCGACUUCAGAUGGUGCGGGAUGCUACAGGGCCGGGCGCUGGUGGACUGGGUACGAAGCCGGUGCGCCGUAGACGACAUCCCGGAAGGGAGGAUCGGAGAGCCGAUCGAGGAGGUGGGAGUGGUGAAUUGUGCAUUUGUGCUGGAGGAAGACGUGAUGGACCUGGCGAGGAUGACGGUGUGUAGGAUCGUCAUGCGGGACGGGGAUGACUAUUGCCGUUCGCGCGGCCUUGGAUGCUGCAGCAACGGGAGGUAUCGGACGCGGUUGCGGAUGAGACACCUGACGGAUCUGGCUGCUGGACGGGAUACUGGCAUCCGUCUAGUGUUGUAG